This is a messenger RNA of Diaporthe batatas, 777 nucleotides long. RefSeq lists its product as uncharacterized. The record is from RefSeq and is a predicted model, not a curated record. Bases 1 to 777 code for a protein of 258 amino acids. The transcript has 2 exons. Lineage: Eukaryota; Fungi; Ascomycota; Sordariomycetes; Diaporthales; Diaporthaceae.
AUGGCUACUGUGGAAGCCCUCAACCAUCUCAACAUCCCGGGCCUUCACAAGCGGCCUACGCUGGAUGACAUGAACAAGUCUGGAGACAUCUACAAUACGCUUCCUGACGACACAGACCCGCCUCAGGUGGCUGAUGUAUUUAUUACUGGGCUCAAGGGCCUCAUCAAAGAGUUCGGCGUCCAGAACAAGUUUGGUUUCCAUCUGAUCCAUGGACACGUGAAGAUGGCCAAGGGUAUGGUCAUGAUGGGCAAGCCCAUGAGCUGCCUCCCCGGCCUUUGGACCCGUCCAAUCCAGGCUGAUAAGCUGGACCUCGGGGCUUUGCACGGUUACGUUUUCGUGCUGGGCCCCGACGGGGGUUUCCACCCCUACGAUUAUCGCCAGGAGGCCCCUCCUUCGAUGACUGCCAAUGACGAUGCUUUCAUUGCCGCUGUACAGAAGUACCUCGAGCUCAACGGUCUGGCAGGCAUCAUUGGUAUCGAGCUGCUCAGCCAGGACACACUUGGCAAGUGGAUGAAGGAGUUUGUCCUCUCUGACAGCGACGGCACCAUCAUGUUGCCUGCUGACGCGGUUAACCCUACGGAGACGUAUCGGACCACGGGAUGGAAUGCCAUAGAGGGAAUCAUGGACGUCAAAGGCAAUGAGUCGGCUCACCAGAAGACCACUAAGGGAACCCACCAAGUCUUCGUUGAUGGGAAAGGAUUGCCGGACAUUGGCGAUGACUUUGACUCCGAGCACGUCAUCAUCGAAGCACUGCGUGAAGCUGGCAUAGUUAACUAA